GCCGCGCCGCGCCUCUUCGCACCGCACCGCACCGCACCGCACCGCACCACGUGAGAGCAGCAUCCCGCACGGCGCUCCAGGGUCCAGCGACAUGGCCAACGCUCUCCUGCAGGGGGUCGAGAUCUCGGCCUCUCAGUUCCUGGAUAUCUUUAACCACUACGACAACGACGGCAACGGAUACAUCGAAGGGAAGGAGUUGCAGAACUUCAUUAAAGAACUCCAACAAGCCCGAAAGCAGGCGGGACUGGAGCUCACAGACCAAAUGAAGGCGUUCGUGGCGGAGUACGAGAAAAACACCGAGGGCAAGAUAGGAAUUGUGGAGCUUGUACAGAUCUUACCCACGGAGGAAAACUUCCUGCUAUUUUUCCGGCAACAGUUGAAAUCCUGCGCAGAGUUCAUGCAGGCCUGGAGAAAUUACGAUGCCGACCACAGCGGCUACAUUGAAGCCGACGAACUGAAGAACUUCUUGAGAGAUCUGCUGAGGGAGGCGAAGAAGCCGUACGACGAGAAAAAGCUGGAGGAAUACACGCAAACCACGCUCAAAAUAUUCGACUCCAACAACGACGGGAAGCUGUGCCUGCUGGAGAUGGCGAGGCUGCUGCCAGAUCAGGAGAACUUCUUGCUCAAGUUCCAGGGGGUCAAAAUGCCAAGGAAAGAGUUCAACAAGAUUUUCGAGUUAUACGAUAAGGACGGCAACGGCUACAUGGACGAGAACGAACUGGACGCUUUGCUCAAGGACCUCUGCGAAAAGAACAAGAAGGUGCUCGACUCCAACAAGAUCCCCACGUAUAAGACGGCCAUCAUGGCCCUGUCCGACGGGGGGAAGCUCUACAGGACGGAACUGGCGCUGGUCCUCUGUGCCGACAACUGAGGGCCCCCGCUCCCCCACCCCACCCCCAGCCCCCCUCCCCCACUUGCGGUGUGCGUACGGAUAGCUAGAAACUCCGAGGACGUAGGGUGCACUUUACUUUGUUUUUCUUUCGAGGCGUGCGGCGUUUUGGGGCGACGGCGUCGCGGGUGCGAUUCCCCGAAUGACGGCCCGUACCUUUCAACCUGUUCUUUCUAUACUGUUUGUAAUGUACAGCUUUUGUAAUGACGAGAUUGAUACAAUAAAACGGACCUGCACUUUGAUCUCUAUAUUAUAUAUUCCCCGACGCGGCACCCCGACCCCCCCCCCCCCGACCCACCCACCCCCGGAGACACGCGGAGGCGUGUUCCCGAAUACCGCACAACUAACGCGACGUCACCAGUAAAAAUCAAACGUAUAUCCUUCCUGACAACGUUGUAGCCAAAGCAAUAAACGUCUGUAAAGGCCAACGGAGCGUGAAGUGAAGCGAAUUAAUUAAUUGAAGGAACAACGUGAUUAAUGUAUAAGCAACUAUUAACAGUAGCUACACUUUUACUUUUGCAAUGCAUGUUUAUUGCCGAAGGCUGUCCUUCCACCGAGAUGAUAUUAACAAUAAGCACAUACCCCAAGUGUAUCUCUUACAUGUACCCCCACCCCCACCUGACCCCCCCCCAAUAGGACAACAAGUACAUCGGGAGUUUCUGCUCUUAUAUCCCAUUUUUGCACUGUAAGGAAUGACGUGCUUCACUAUGCUGAACACCAGACACUGUGUAACCUGAAAUUAAACGUAUAAAA
Messenger RNA from Scleropages formosus (Asian bonytongue), 1642 nucleotides. It is a transcript of the gene calb1, whose product is annotated as calbindin 1. Bases 92 to 871 code for a protein of 259 amino acids. The record is from RefSeq and is a predicted model, not a curated record. The transcript has 11 exons. Gene Ontology annotation, molecular function: calcium ion binding. Gene Ontology annotation, cellular component: synapse; cytosol; dendrite. Gene Ontology annotation, biological process: regulation of long-term synaptic potentiation; regulation of presynaptic cytosolic calcium ion concentration. Lineage: Eukaryota; Metazoa; Chordata; Actinopteri; Osteoglossiformes; Osteoglossidae.